This is a messenger RNA of Toxotes jaculatrix (banded archerfish), 2917 nucleotides long. Its product is annotated as interleukin-31 receptor subunit alpha. Bases 106 to 2421 code for a protein of 771 amino acids. The record is from RefSeq and is a predicted model, not a curated record. Gene Ontology annotation, molecular function: cytokine receptor activity; cytokine binding. The transcript has 16 exons. Gene Ontology annotation, biological process: cytokine-mediated signaling pathway. Gene Ontology annotation, cellular component: external side of plasma membrane; signaling receptor complex. NCBI's taxonomy places the organism in Eukaryota, Metazoa, Chordata, Actinopteri, Toxotidae.
UCUGUGCAUCAUGACUGUGAAUGGCAGCAGAUUGUGGGUGUGAGACUCUUUGAAACCCACUUUCUUGGUUUCUUGGUUUCAGUCUUUCAGUCAGUCCCAGGAGACAUGGUUGGUCGUGGAUUUCAGUUUGAUUUUUCACACUUCAAAUGUACGUCCUGGGCAAGCCAUGCACAUCUUUUCAUCCUUGGUCUGAUUCUUGCUAACUACACUUCACUCUGCUCUCGUGUUCAACGACGUCCAGAGAACUGCUGGCAAAAGGAUGUUUUUUCCAAAUAUCAGCACUGUGGGCUUCACCCAGAUGGAGUCAAGUAUUUAGACUGUUUCGGUAAAUACAAAGAUCCUGGUACAAAAGACUGUGUGUGGACACCUGGAAACCACACAUCAGUUAAGACGUACACACUCAUCAUACAACAAGUAGAAAGGAAUUAUUGCAAAGCCUACAUCAACAUCACUGAGCUCUCAACCACCAUCAAGUUAUAUGAAAAAUUCAACAUGACUGUUGAGGUUUUCGAAAACAGCGAGUCAACUGAUUGCACAAAAGCAGUUUUCAGGGGUUCACCAGCGAGCCUGCUGCGAUGUGGUCCUCCGCAUCGUGUGUCCUUCAGCCGCCAGUCUGGAAAACUAGAUAUGAAUGUGAGCUGGAAAUCGGACGACAUAAGAGCCAUCAAGCAUUACUCUGUGAGAUAUAAGGCACUGGGCAGCCAGUUAUGGAGCCAGCCACCAGUGCAAUCCCAAGAUGGAGAGAGAUGCACAGUGGAGGAUCUGCAGGCUUCACUCGUCUAUGUUGUACAGAUACAGUGUGUCACUAAUAAUAAAUGCUCACAGUGCCUGUGGAGUGAAACCUACACUGUCCCACCAGAACUGACAGCACAGCCUGCCAUUGUGAACAGCGAAGAAACUGACGUCGCAGGGAAAAAAGGCCGCAGGCUGAUCUCUCUGACCUGGACGUUUCCUGCCAAAGAGCUGUAUGAUGGCUACUGUGUGACCAUUGGUAAGGCAUCAGGAGAGGCUCCGUGUGAGCGGCUGAACACCACUCAGCCUGAGAUCAGACUGAUUCUCUCCUAUUCAGCUUAUCACAUCCACAUCAGCGCUGUCAACAACGUCAGCAACUCACCAGCUGUGAGCCAGACAAUACCACAGCGAGAGGAUGUUUCCAGCGUCGCAGACGGGAAAGUGAACAUUACAGUCCACAGCAACACAUCUUUCACUGUCUACUGGAAAGAUGACCUCAUCAAAACCUACGUCUGCUACUCUGUGGAGUGGAGGAAAAAGGCGCAUGAAGCAGUGUCCAUGUCCUUCCACCAGAACACACACAACUACAGGACCUUAUCUCCUUUACCAGAACCUUUGGAGCCUUACAAGAGAUACAGCAUCACUCUGCACACACGGCCAAACAAAGACACGUGCAAUAUGAAGUAUGUCAACGACAGUGAGAGCACCUAUGGGACCACCCAGUUCUAUUUCACUGAAGGAUCUCCCGUGAGCGCCCCCAACAUCAGCAGCUACAACGUGACGCUGAAUUCAGUGGUGCUGCAGUGGCUGUCCAUCCCGGAGGAGGACAUCAGAGGUUUCCUCCUGGGCUACAUAAUCUACUACACCGAGUACCAACACGGGGGGACAAACACAGAGGGGAAUAUCACAGUGGAUCCAGAGUCUGACACCUAUGAACUGGGGGAUCUCCAGGAGGGCACAGCAUACCAGGUCCAGAUAUCAGCUUUCACUCAGGCUGGAGCAGGAGUGCGAAGCACAGCCUGCAUCUUUACAACAAAUCGUCAAGGAUAUUUUGAUGCUAAUCUAAGUGGUGUUAUCAUCAUCCUUGCUGUCGUGGCUGCCGUGCUGAUGUUUGGAUCUCCCAUAAUAAAAAGAGCAAAAGUCAUUCUGUGGCCGAGCAUACCAAACCCCGGAAAGAGCAAUGCAAUGCAGAAUAUUGAAGGACCCUGUGAAAUGGAACUCCUCGAGUGCUUCAGCACUCUGAAGGUAGAAGAGUGGGAUACAAAUAGUCUUCAGAUAGUUGAGAAAGAAGCUGUGGUGCUUCCCAGCAUUUUACCGUUAGUGCUGCCGCUUCUCCACAACUCAGAGGACGAGGGAGACUCCCCAGAAAUGACCUGCAACUGGAUCCACGGGGACACAGAGGACGCAACUGGAGACGUCCUGCCUGACGAUACUACAGAAACGAUCGCAAACGGGACACAGACAAACUUCCAGAGUUCGCCCUUUGCCUUCACAAGUGAAUAUACAACAAUGGAAAUGUUUCAUCAGGCGAUGCCUCAGGGCAUCUCAGCAAACACGGCCAUCACUGAGGCGACAGAAGGUGAUCCAGAGGACACACAGAUGACUGAGACGAAGUCAGAACAGGACUACGUGGGACAGUUUGGCACCAGUCCAAUCCUGGUCAGCGAGGAGAUGUCCAUGAUUUUGUGAAAACAUCUCGGAAUCUGACCUCAGAUCACGAAGAGUCCAAAUCAAAUGAGUCAGGUCAACUGUGUGGACUCACUGACACUUAAACUAUCGAUAGCAAUACUACAAGUACAUUUAGUUCCAUGUUUAUAUCGACUGCAGAAAGUACUGUUCAACGAAAACCUAUAGAGUUUAUUACACACAGUCCAGUUUAAGUGUCCUACCUCGCUACUAAAUGUACUUAUAUAUAUCUGCACUACUUGAACAGUUCGUUCUGUCCAUGCACAUCGUCUCUGCUCAUUUCUGUACAUUACAUUUCAUUCGUUGCUGAACAUGCAGUAUCUUAUUUCCAUGUGUAAAUGUGAAUACCUCAUGAAGUUAACACGACUGAAAGUGCUCUUAUUUAAAAGCCAUGACUGGUAACUGAAUGGCCCAAUAAACAUGAAUGUAUUAAUGCCAGCUUUGCAGUGCAGUUGUUUGACCCAGUCAUCAUUUUUUAUUGCUUGUAUGCAAGAAGGUU